Rattus norvegicus (Norway rat) is the source of this 5435-nucleotide messenger RNA. It is a transcript of the gene Aldh5a1, whose product is annotated as aldehyde dehydrogenase 5 family, member A1. Lineage: Eukaryota; Metazoa; Chordata; Mammalia; Rodentia; Muridae. Gene Ontology annotation, biological process: GABA catabolic process; succinate metabolic process. The transcript is spliced from 10 exons. The coding region runs from base 17 to 1588 and encodes 523 amino acids. The record is from RefSeq and is marked validated. Gene Ontology annotation, cellular component: mitochondrion. Gene Ontology annotation, molecular function: succinate-semialdehyde dehydrogenase [NAD(P)+] activity; oxidoreductase activity; succinate-semialdehyde dehydrogenase (NAD+) activity.
CCGCUGCUGCCGGGCCAUGGCGACCUGCUUUCUGCUGCGGAACUUCUGCGCCGCGCGUCCCGCGCUGCGGCCUCCGGGCCGACUCCUCCGGGAGCCCGCAGGGGCCCAGCGGCGCAGCUACGUCGGCGGCCCGGCUGACCUCCACGCCGACCUGCUCCGCGGGGACAGCUUUGUGGGCGGCCGCUGGCUUCCAACCCCUGCCACCUUCCCUGUGUAUGACCCGGCCAGCGGCGCCAAGCUGGGCACCGUGGCCGACUGCGGGGUACCGGAGGCCCGCGCUGCUGUGCGCGCCGCCUACGAUGCCUUCAGCAGCUGGAAAGAGAUCUCGGUCAAGGAGAGGAGCUCAUUGCUCCGUAAAUGGUACGACUUAAUGAUACAAAACAAGGACGAGCUUGCCAAGAUCAUAACAGCUGAGAGUGGAAAGCCACUGAAAGAGGCCCAGGGAGAGAUCCUGUAUUCAGCGUUUUUCCUGGAGUGGUUCUCAGAGGAAGCUCGCCGUGUUUAUGGAGACAUCAUCUAUACCUCUGCCAAAGAUAAGCGAGGACUGGUCCUCAAGCAGCCCGUUGGUGUGGCGUCCAUCAUCACACCGUGGAAUUUUCCCAGUGCCAUGAUCACCCGGAAAGUGGGGGCUGCCCUGGCAGCUGGCUGCACUGUGGUGGUAAAACCUGCUGAAGAUACACCCUAUUCUGCCCUGGCCCUGGCUCAGCUUGCAAACCAGGCAGGAAUCCCUCCAGGUGUCUAUAAUGUCAUUCCCUGCUCUAGAACCAAGGCCAAGGAAGUGGGAGAGGUGCUGUGUACUGAUCCCCUCGUGUCCAAAAUCUCCUUUACUGGCUCAACGGCAACGGGAAAGAUCCUGCUGCAUCAUGCAGCAAAUUCUGUGAAGCGUGUCUCCAUGGAGCUGGGUGGCCUCGCCCCAUUCAUUGUCUUUGACAGUGCCAACGUGGACCAGGCUGUCGCAGGAGCAAUGGCAUCUAAAUUUAGGAAUGCUGGGCAGACUUGCGUUUGCUCAAACAGAUUCUUGGUACAACGGGGUAUCCACGAUUCCUUUGUAACGAAGUUUGCAGAAGCGAUGAAGAAAAGCCUGCGUGUAGGUAACGGAUUUGAGGAAGGAACAACUCAAGGGCCAUUAAUUAAUGAGAAAGCUGUAGAAAAGGUAGAGAAGCAUGUGAAUGACGCAGUUGCCAAAGGGGCCACGGUUGUGACAGGCGGGAAGCGACACCAGAGCGGAGGGAAUUUCUUCGAACCCACCCUGCUCAGCAACGUCACCAGGGACAUGCUCUGCAUCACCGAGGAGACCUUUGGGCCGCUGGCGCCAGUCAUCAAGUUCGAUAAAGAGGAAGAGGCUGUCGCCAUCGCAAAUGCAGCUGAUGUUGGAUUGGCAGGUUACUUUUACUCUCAAGACCCAGCCCAGAUCUGGAGAGUGGCGGAGCAGCUGGAGGUGGGCAUGGUUGGCGUGAACGAAGGACUGAUCUCUUCAGUGGAGUGCCCUUUUGGUGGGGUGAAACAGUCCGGCCUUGGGCGAGAAGGGUCCAAGUAUGGCAUUGACGAAUAUCUAGAGGUCAAAUAUGUGUGUUAUGGAGGCUUGUAGGGUUCUCACUUCUUUAAUAAAUUACCUAGAUCCAUAGGGACAUUCCAUCCAUUUUUUUACAAUGAACAAGUAGGUUAUCAGAGUUAUGAAUUUUUAAAAAUUCAGCCGGUCCUGUCUUAGAUGUACACCCUAACCCUUCCCUUAUCUAACUAGGGACCAAUGGACACCAUAUACCUGUGGCUGUGGGUCCCAGCCAGUGCUGAGACCCCAGCACAACCCCACUGCCUCCAGACAAAGUACAGUGUGAGUGUUCACAUGCCCUCUGGCACCUCACGAAGUGUAGUCACUGUGUGGGCAGUGGGUCCGCCCAGGCCUGUCAGCUUUGAGGAACAGCUGGCUGCCUGUCCGGGGGUUGGGGUGGGGAUGGAGGUGGGGGCGUUGGUUGGCAAAGGCUUUGGUUUCCUAAGACUUCUUUCUAAACCUCACAGAUUGCCUGCACUAUAUGGAAUGAAGGGGUGUUUCUCCUUGUUUCUGGGCUGCUGUUUAUUACUGGGAGCAGGGUUAUUUUGGGUUUUUUGUUUUGUUUUUGCUUUCUUUGGUUCAUCCUGGUUUGGUUUGACUUUAUCCGACAGGGUCUUGCUAAGUAGCCUACCUGGCUUCAGACUCACAGGUCUCCUGUUUCAGCCUCCGAAGGGUUAGGGUCACAGGCAUGCUCUCCUACAGCUGGGUAAAGGAAGUCUCUAUUGCCCUAAACUUACAGCUCAUGUUUAAUUUUGUUCCUCUUAGAAAAUCAACCCAAACUGGGGGCAAAAAUCAGCAGAGUCGGGUUGGUAGGACAGACAACAUGGCUUUUGUGUCUUUUCCAGUGCUUGGUGUUGGAUCCAUGGCCUUGUCAUACCAGCAUGUGUUCUACCACCGAACUAUCCCUAGCUUUUUUUCUUUCUUUCCUUUUAAUUUUUGAGACAGAGUCUUGAUAAGUUGCACUGGCUGGCCUUGAGCUGCUUGGUCUCAGUAGCCUACGUAGCUGGGGAGACAGGCCUGCAUUGCUGGCCAGGCCAGUGGAGAGUCUCAACUGCCGCCUGCUGUCUUGGGCAUGCUCUUUAGGGCACCAUGGUCCCACUUACAGAGAUUCAUGCUUGGCUUAAAGGACAGUGUGGGCCUGGAAGAAAAAAUUGCUUUACAAAAUGGUGGAAAUGCAGCUCAAGUACAGGAACCAUUUUCGAUGACCACCCUGCCCCUCCUUGAGCUCAGGAGGUGACUUCGUGGAGGAAAGAAACCAGGCACCUAGUUGCUCACCUGCCUAAGUCUGACCCAGGUUUUCUGUAUCUGGGUGUGGCUGCUGCUAAACUUGCAGAAGAGCAAAUACACUUUACUGCUAUGAAAAAAGUUAUUCCCACCAUGGCCAGUCUGCUGUGGAAGAGAGCUGAAGCCAUGAAUCUCAGGCACCUUUGCCCUAAGUAAAGCGUUUAUGGUUCAUGAUUCAAAAACAAAGCACCACACAGGGACCUGCAAGAUAACUUGGGUAAGGCUUUGCUGGACAAGCCUGGUGACCUGAGACCUGAGUUCUAUCCCUGGAACCUACAGAAAGACAGAGAACCAACAUGACAGUGUUGACCUCUGACCUCCACAAAUGCAUCAGAGCAUUCACCACACACACACACACCCCAAAAUUCCCUGCAACUGGUGUUGGUCUUGCUUUGAAACAGUUUAAGUGAGGGAGAGCCUAUGUUCUUGUAGGCAUGCCUCCCAUCUACCUAGAAGCUAUUUAUUCCCAACAGGCAACGAUGAAGCUCCCUGCUCCCUCCCCCUCUCUGUGCAGAGAGCCCACUGGCACACUCUGUGGAUGCUCUGUAACACAUCAACGGGAAUGACAGUAGCACUAGCUGCAGUGGUUCCUAAACACUAAGCCCCAUGCCACUGGGAAUGUUGAAUGAGGAAGUCAUGAUUCUUAAAAUCUCUGUGCACAAGAAGAAAGUAGAAAUCUGCCUCCUAGGGACCCCGCCCAAAUGGCAAGGGUCACAACUCAGGAUGCUCAUAGUCUGUUUAUGCCAUUCUUUUGUAUAGUGUGUAUAGUCGGUUUCUAUUACAUUUUCUAAUUUAAAUUUUAAUUUUUUUAUGGACGUGGGUGUUUUGCCUACAUGUAUAUCUGUGCACCACAUGUAUGCUGGUGCCCUCAAGAGGCCAGAAAGGGGCAUCAGAACACCUAGAAAUAGAGUUACAGAUGAUUGUAAGCCGCCUUGUGGGUUCUGGGAAUCGACCCCUGGCCCUCUGAAAAUAAGCAUUUUUCUGAAAAUAAGCAUUUUUCUGAAAAUAAGCAUUUUUCUGAAAAUGAGCCUUCUUGACAGCCCGACAUUUCUAAUUUCUUAAUAAUUGUGCCAUCUUUUUUUUUUAAUUAAAAAUACAAAAUGUUCUGCUGGUUAUUUUGUAGAAAAUGAAUACACCCACUGAGAUGUGAAUUCCUUUCAAAUAUACUUUAAACUGUGUCAACCAGUGGGUUCCCGGACUGUGUGGCAAGUUUGUACUUUUUGUGUGUGCAUGUUUGAUUCACUGGGUAGAUCGCCGGCCCAUACAUUUGUUACAAUAAGUGUAAUCAAUUUCUGUAAUUAAAACAAGGUGGGGGGCUAUUGGUGGUGAAGUAUAUACUUAGCACACUGGAGACCAUGGAAUUAAUCAUCACCAAAGAGUGAACAUUGGGAUUUUAUAUUGUUUUUAAACACGAUCUCCUGUUGGCCUUAAAUUCUGGGCUCAAAUGAUCCUUAGUUCGCCAAAUAUCUAUAACUAUAGGCAUGUUGUCACCAAGUCAACUAAGUAGAUUUAUUAUUUUUAGGGGUUUUUGAGUCUGGGUCUCAUGUAGUUGGGGCUCACCUUGGAACUCUCCUGCCCCUACUUCCUGUACUGGAACUACCACACCUAACUAAGGAGUGUUUGCUGGUGAAUCUCUGUUGCUGUUCCUUAAGAUAUGUGACAGAUGGGAGUUUUGAAGCUGUCUAUACAGGCAUGCAAGGACAAGGGCUAAUGACCCACAACCUGUGAGUCAGAUCUGACCUGCCACCUGAUUUUGUCUAACUUGGGACUUUAGUUUGUUUUUUUUUUAAUCUAUUCAAAUGGAUUGGGGUGGGUGACAACUGUUAUUUCAUGAAACCUGUGGAUGACCACAGCCACAGUGCCCUGUGCCUGAGUGGCUGUGGUGUGACAGUAUGGCCUGCAGAGCCUAAAGGAUUAACUGCAAAGCUGCUAAAAAAAAGGUUUACAGCCCCUCACCUAGAUCAAGCCGGAGACACUGGCCUUCUCCCGGCCCCCACCCCACCCCACCCCCGUGUUUAUGAGUCAUCAUUUUAUCCUAUUAAACACCCUCUGUGAAAACUGCACAUUUUCUGGGCAUUGGUUAGCAGGACUUCUUGGCAGUAAUUAUCAACUCAAAUGACAUAAGCCUGAUAGUCAUGUCUCCCAGGUAGUGGGGCUCACUGAAGUACCAGAGUUCGUCUGUUUUUCCAUCUGAGGGACCUUGAAGCAGGGCCUCGUAGCAAGUGAUUCUUCUUUCUCUAUCUUUGUUCUUCAGGACUGGGGGGGAGGGGUGUAGGAGAAUAAAGAUCAGACGCACAAUGUAAGCAAGCCUAUUCUGUGAUGUAACAACCUUCAAAUGGGGUCCCAUGGGUUGUCCUCUCUGAAGGCCAGAUCCCAGUGUUUAUUACCCCUGUGCACCUAUUUUAACACACAACUUUACUUGAAUACUUAAUACUGUGACUGUUCUAUGCCAUACUUUGUGAGACAAAUUUCAUGAGUUGUUGAGAAAUAUAUUUUGCUCUAUCAACAUGUAUUGCUUCGUUUUUCUAGUGUUUGACAUUGUGUGAUCAACAGAGUUGAAUCUCAAUAAAUGUUUAACAGGAUUUCUUAUUCCUGUGUGAAA